Molecule: messenger RNA, 1188 nt
Organism: Trematosphaeria pertusa
Lineage: Eukaryota; Fungi; Ascomycota; Dothideomycetes; Pleosporales; Trematosphaeriaceae
Exons: 1
Coding region: 1-1188 (395 amino acids)
Source: RefSeq, a predicted model, not a curated record
AUGGCCGACAUCCCCCCGUACCCGCUCUACAACCGCACCUACCUCCUCUACCGCCUCUCCCCGCUGCACACCGGCGAUGCGCCCCUCCUCCACGAGCGCAGCCUCCGCACGCAUGCGAAGCGGCUGCGGGAACAGCUCAAGGGCGACAGUGUGCGCGGCGUCGAGGUGGACUUUGCCGCCGCCGAAGACGCGCUGCCACGCCUGGGCCCGCUCGAGGAGUGCGCCUGGGACAUGAUUGGCGACGAGGAUGCCUGGAUCGACCGUCACCGCCAGCUUGUCGACCCCGACGCGUCGCAGCUGUCUUCGGUGCUGGCCCCAGAGCAGGCGCGGGGCAUCCAAGUGAGCCUUGAGUACGAGACCCAGUCGUACAAUGCGCUUCUGCUCCGCGAUCCACGCGUCGCGUCCUCGCCAGACGGAUUCACGGCGCUGCCCUUGCUCCUAGUCAAGAUGCCCGCGCCGGUCCGCGACAUAUUCCUCAACUAUCUCAGGACCUCCUUCGACGCCCACGUCGCGCCAUUGAGGCUGCCGUCCGCCUUCAUCGCCGCAAGCCUCGAGACCUUCUUCCGCCAUCUCUCCGCAAGCACCUCGACGCAGUCGAUACAGGACGUCAUAAGGCAGCUGCACGUCCAGCUGUCCUUUCCGAAUGCCACCGCCCUGCUGAGGCAUGUGGACAUAACGAUAGCGGGUCGCGACGUCCGAGGCUUCGUCACUCGUGGGGACGCUGGGCGGGGUGUGCAGGAGAAGCCCUUUACCGCUGCGCUCUCCAGCUACCUGCGAAGACACCUCGCAUUGGAUAUGUCGCAUCCCAAGGUGCACAUAUCUCGGAUAUCUUGCGGCAGCUUCGUCCUAGGCACCGACCGCCUGAAGCUAGUCGCGCCCGACACACUUUCCGACGCCUCGUUCUCUGAAGAGAGCAACACCCCCGAAGCCAGUGCCGGUCAGCUUGCCAUCCAAGAUUUCUUCACCGCCCUCGUGCGAGAAGCCACUGGCACCGGCAAAUUCUUACCGGAGGACUCGGCGAGCGGCAUCAGGUCAUCUACGCCUUCGUCAACCGCGAGCAACAGGGCAGGAAGACGAAAACGAGCCGUCAGCAAUACCGCCGCUGGCAACGGACACGCCAAGCGGUCAAAAGCCAGAGGCAAAGAGAAUGGAAGUCGGGCGGCGGAUGAAGAAAUGGCGGACGCUUAG